AUUCAUAACAGCUUUCCCAGGCAAAUAUAUAGGACAAUACCUCAUUUCAAAAUGAGAUCUCCAAACUGAGAAUUGCAAACAUUCUUCAACUUUUCACCUCGAAUCCUUCUUGUUUCGUUCACUUCAGAUCAACUCAACCAAGCAUAGCACCAAAAUGCAAUCCAUCCUCCAAAAAACAACAGGCAUCGGCCCCCAAGUCGUCAAACCCGAACAUCUCGAAGGCCGCGUCGCAAUCGUAACAGGCGGCGCCCUGGGCAUCGGCUAUGAAGUAUCACGCGCCCUCGCCCACGCCGGCUGCAAAGUCAUCAUGAUCAACCGCAAAGAAGAACAAGGCCAGGAUGCCAUCUCCGCCAUCCAGAACGAAAAGUCUAACGCCGAUAUUGACUGGAAAGAAUGCGGCAUGGGCAACCUCGCUCAAAUCCGCGAAGUUUUUGGCGGUCUGCGCGAAUCCCUUGAUCGACUUGAUUUUCUGGUUCUUUCAGCGGGUCUCAACACGAAUCAGUUUGGCUUGGAUUCAGAUGGUAUUGACACCCAAAAGCAGCCUGGAGGAUUUUUUGAAACGAGACGUGAGGACCAAUAAGUGCGAGGAAUGGGUUUAUUAUGACAACUUUACUGUUAUUAAUAUUAAUAUAAUCUAGCCUAUAAAGGAGAAUCUGGGCGAGGAGUGGAAUAAAGUUAAACAGGAA
This is a messenger RNA of Fusarium redolens, 686 nucleotides long. RefSeq lists its product as uncharacterized. The record is from RefSeq and is a predicted model, not a curated record. The coding region runs from base 155 to 580 and encodes 141 amino acids. The transcript has 2 exons. NCBI's taxonomy places the organism in Eukaryota, Fungi, Ascomycota, Sordariomycetes, Hypocreales, Nectriaceae.